Molecule: messenger RNA, 711 nt
Organism: Adineta ricciae
Lineage: Eukaryota; Metazoa; Rotifera; Eurotatoria; Adinetida; Adinetidae
Source: the annotation of a GenBank genome assembly
AUGGAUACCUUAUUUUUACAAUCAAAGCAAAAUGAAUCUGUAACGACAUUUGAAGAAACACCAGAUGAAAUACAACUCAUGAUUUUCAAAUACUUGUCAUUGUACGAUUUAUACAAAACAUUUUUCAAUAUGAAUUUAAGGUUUAACCGUCUUGUUAACCAUAUAACACCAGAAAACUAUAAUAUGGUUACAUUAAAUGAAGAUAUACGUACAUUAGAACGACAUACAGAAUGGCGUUUCAGAGGAUUCAUCUGGUGGGAAGAAUUGGUUUAUUAUCUUAUUCCUCGAAGAGGAUGUCACGCGUUACGAUGGGCCUUUGUUUCACAGGUUACUAUUGAGCAAUUAGGAGAAGAAUCAAGAAAUUCUCUUCGAAUUUUGUCGAUAAUUUCGAAAUAUCCUGUGUCAUUAAACACUUUAUUUUUGAUAUUUGAUGUUCGUGCCAUUAAAAAGAUGUAUUUCCGUUCGAAGGAGUUUCCUCAAUGGAUGAAAGAACAUUAUAAUGAACAACAUAAAAUUAUCAUUGACUCCGAAAGUCGUUGGUACACUGAAGAAGUUUGUAAUGCUUUUAGAGAAAUCAACAAAAUGGAGAAAAACCGACAAGAACAAAUGAUUCACGAGCAAGCAAAGAAGAUUUGGUGGGAAAUAAGAAAAUCACAAGAUUUUCUCGUCUCCAGUCUACCAGCUUGUCCAGAAUAUCGUGCUCAUUCAUGA